AUGGCUUCCCGACCUCCCACUCCCAACACAGAGCCCACCGGCCCUGUGUAUGCCUCAGGCAAAUGCGACUGCGGAUACACCAACAUGAACAGCGCAACAUCCUGCCAACGUAAGAAGAAGGAUGGAAAGCUUUGUGGUUUGUCAUUGCCUGGAAGAGACCAGAAUCACGGGCAGGGUGGCCUCGCUGCCGGCCCAGUCGCCUCCUCAGGCCCUGUCGUCUCAACAGAUGCUUCCACCGCAGAUUUCAACAAUGGUCUCGACACAGGUUUUGCUACUCUGGUCGUGGUUGUCGUCGUAAUUCUAGUUGCUGGCUUCGUCGCCGGUUCCGCUACGGACGAGGCAGCAACUUGA
Molecule: messenger RNA, 351 nt
Organism: Fusarium mangiferae
Lineage: Eukaryota; Fungi; Ascomycota; Sordariomycetes; Hypocreales; Nectriaceae
Exons: 2
Coding region: 1-351 (116 amino acids)
Source: RefSeq, a predicted model, not a curated record